Messenger RNA from Saprolegnia diclina VS20, 779 nucleotides. RefSeq lists its product as hypothetical. The coding region runs from base 105 to 728 and encodes 207 amino acids. The transcript is spliced from 2 exons. NCBI's taxonomy places the organism in Eukaryota, Oomycota, Saprolegniomycetes, Saprolegniales, Saprolegniaceae. The record is from RefSeq and is a predicted model, not a curated record.
CGACGCUCGUACAGGCUCGCCAAGCGGGCCGAAAGGCAAUACACAAAGCACCAUGUGACGACGAAGGCGAGGACACCAAGGCGAUCUUGGAUGCAUCCACGCCGAUGCUCUUGUCGAUUUGUGUCGUUCGCUUUGAAAAUGGCACCGAACGUCGCAUCUCGCCGCUGUCGGCGCUGGCCAACGGCAUGCAGCAGUUUCCCGACACGAUUGCGUUGACGCUCAUGGCCAAGUGCGAUGCGUUUGGCGCACCGGUCAUGCACCGCCACAAUGAGAUGGAGGCUGACAGAGGCAUGCUGGCGCACCUCGGCGCGUGCAUCGAGCACUGCGCCAAGACAGAGAUCCUCUCGCGCGACCACGUCAUGAGCUUUUUUUCUACGAAGAAGGCUGCACUUAUUUUCUACAACAUGUGCUCGAUGGUCAACGACGCCAAGGACCUCACGCUGUACCUCGACACCAUCUGCCGGCAGACGCUGCUGCUCGACUCGAUUCCUGAGUGCCGCACGGUUUCGUCCAAAGCCCGUGGUAUGCUCGUCAAGGGCCAGAGCCACUUCCCGCACCUUGUGGAGAGGUUCGUCGUGGCGCUCGAAGAUGCCCUUUGCAACGCACUGUCCGAGGUCCGCCGCGCGGCCGGUGAUACGUUGGAUGUCUUCCAUAAGAGUAUGGACUACCGCUCGAUCGACGAGCUCACUCCACGCCUCCUCAAGCGUAUCACGUCGGUGCUUCCGUAGGUACCUCGCGCCACGCCUGCUCACGACGCCAACGGCCUUGGCCAACGUUCA